AUGGGCUUGUUGACAUACCUCAGUGUCUUAAGCCAGGUGGCUUUGUUAGCUGCGGCGGCCUCUUCCCACGUUGUGACAGACCCUUACGUUGCCACACAAUGGAAUGCCUGUCCUUCGACGUGCGAGAGUGCCAAUCCAAACGACUGGGACUUCUAUUCCGAUCUACGCAUUCUCAAAUCAUGCGAUGAGCCAAUGCUCCUGAACCUGGUGGUGAGCAAUCCCACUGAUGACCCCAAUAUUCGCCAACCGUUGUAUGCCUGUUCAACAUCCGGUGUAGACAAAAUUGGGACUUCGACGGCCGAAGUCCUCGAUAUGCCAAGUGCCACACGUUACUCGACCAAAAAUGUCCAGAUGGAGACUGCGUGGCGUGGAGAGGAAACGAGCCAGUACUCAUCUCAUGCAGAAGUCGCAGCUCAACUUGUACAAUCUCAUUUCGAUGCCCCUGUCAAUCAGAAUGCCACCAUUGCUAUGGGCUACUCGAAUGGAGUCGCCUUCGGAGCAUUAUUGGCUCCAAGAUGGAGAAGAGCAAGGACAAGAGCGUCCUCCAAUCCUUCGUUAAAGCUUCUCAAGGAGAACUGCACAAAUCUGGCAUAA
This is a messenger RNA of Penicillium hordei, 594 nucleotides long. RefSeq lists its product as uncharacterized. The coding region runs from base 1 to 594 and encodes 197 amino acids. Lineage: Eukaryota; Fungi; Ascomycota; Eurotiomycetes; Eurotiales; Aspergillaceae. The record is from RefSeq and is a predicted model, not a curated record. The transcript has a single exon.